AUGAAAAGUGUUCUAGGUGUCUUGCUGUUUAUUGUUACCUUUGUAGCCGUUUUCUGUGAUGUUGCUAAUCGAAAUGUUACACUGACACCGAUGCCCGACUGUGACAAAUACAAACUGGAGUGCGAUAUAGCAAAAGAUAAGGGCUUUGUUGUUGUCUUUGCCACAGCUUAUGCAAAAGGUGACAGUCUCUUAUAUGCCUUCAGCAGUAUUGGUAUGCCAACUAUAGCUCUGGUCAGGGUCACUGGUGAUAAUGCAUCCAUGCAUUUUAACUGGACAAAGCUUAUCAAUGAAUCAUCUCUGGAAGAGGCCAUCACGAUAGAAGACCACACUAAAGUUGCAUACCGAAUGGGACUAGCAUUUCCAAGACUUCUUGAAUAUAACGAUGAAGACGAUCAAGCAGAUCUCAAGCACAUGAAUUCAAAACCCAACAAUGCCUCAUACUGGAAAAUACGAGAUUUUAGUGACUUUAACUGGUCACUGGACUAUGGCAGUCAGACUAAGAAUGCUUUUAUCUUGACCGCCACCUCGGAGCAAGGAUCUCUGAUUGACACAAACUCUACUGGAAACUGGAGUAUAAGUUUUAAGUUUACCGUGCAAGGAGGUUCAGGUAGGGAUCCUGAAUUGCCAAGUUUGAAGUUUGGGGCCAACCAAACCCAGUUUGAUUUUGUGAUUUCCAACUUUACUCCUACAUAUGCAAGUUCCAGAUUUGCUGUAGAGACGGUUCUAGUGAGUCAGUCGUCAAGUGAGAUGAAUGUUGACACUUCUAAAUCUAUUGAUGAUGAAUACUCACCUGGUGUAUUUCAGAUGAUAAAUUGGCUGUCCAAUCCAUCUGAACAACAGUCAACUGGAUUUGUUCAGUGGAAACCUGUCUGUUAUACUACCAGUGAUAGGAGCCGCAGCACAGCAACCAAAGUGAAAGACUACGAACUCUUGGAUUUGACGGAACAAGAAAACAUUACCAGAUAUUUGAAUUCUAGUAUAGUUUUAUCAAUCUUUGGAGCUGAUUUGUACAAUGAGAAGGUGGUGACUUCACGAGCUACAAAUAUUUCAUUUGGUCUUUCACAAGAUCGGUUCUAUGAUAACACCAACUACACUGUUUGGUCUGCUGCGAUUGGUUUUGGUACUCCGCCUCAAGAUGCAAUCUCCAUGACCGUCAUCGUCACAAUUGGUGCGGGGUUGGGUCUCCCUGUCAUUAUACUCAUACUCGGAGGAGUCUACACCUGUGUUAAGAAGAGGAGGUCCAAGCAGACGGAGUAUGAGCCAAUUACUGGGACAGUCGAUAGAACUGAACUGGUAAUCAACUAA
Messenger RNA from Candidula unifasciata, 1305 nucleotides. Lineage: Eukaryota; Metazoa; Mollusca; Gastropoda; Stylommatophora; Geomitridae. The record is from the annotation of a GenBank genome assembly.